Molecule: messenger RNA, 1620 nt
Organism: Trypanosoma grayi
Lineage: Eukaryota; Euglenozoa; Kinetoplastea; Trypanosomatida; Trypanosomatidae
Exons: 1
Coding region: 1-1620 (539 amino acids)
Molecular function (GO): catalytic activity
Source: RefSeq, a predicted model, not a curated record
AUGCUUGGUGGCUUGGGCGUGCGGCGGGCAAUGGGCCGUCUGCACCACAGGACAGCGGAGCAGAGGCAGGUCGUUAACGAAAUGCGGCAGCGCGCUGAGGAGCUCACGGCGAGCGGGCAGGCGUUGGCGAGGGCGAAGCACAUGAGCCCACAGCCGCUAUGCUUCGUGGAGGUGGCUGGCGAGGUUGACUUCCAGCGGAGCUUCUUCCCUGAUGGCAUGCUCAGUGGCGUUGCCAUCGGCGUCUCCGACGCGCUGGAUGUGCGGGACUUCCGCACGCGCUACGGCACGGAUUCACAGCUGUUGCAGCAGAUGCCACACAGCGAGUUCCCGUUUGUCUCGUGGCUGCGUCGCCACGGUGCACAGUUCGUAGGAAAGUUGGCUUGCAGAACGCCGCUGACGCUUGGCGAGGCGAGUUUGAUUGUGCCCGACUCCCCGGCUGCAGUGUCGGUUUUUCAGAAUGCUUGCAAUUACGCAAUUAGUUCCGCCCUCAUGGGUCCGGCGGCUAUGACGUCGCCGCUGCAUUACGAUGUGGCCGCAUUCAAGCCGACUGCGCAGUCUUUCGCCACCUUCACGGAUAGCCAUCGACUGGGCAUUCCCUCUAUGUCUGUUGGCAUAACGGCGGCGCGGCUCGAUGACAUAUUCUAUCUAUGGGAGGUCUUUACUUCUGCCAUCCAGCCAAGCGUAUUCGAGGAUGAACGGAAGGAAUCAAGUACAAAUGGUGGUAGCGGCAGGAGCAGUAGCAACAGCAGCAGCAGCAGCAUCAAUGGUAAGAAUGCAGAGCAGGGAAACAACAACAACAGCAUCAGCAGCAGCGGUUACGUAGGUGGUUGGAGUGGUGACGCUUGGCGCCUGCACCGCAACGACUACAUCGGCCUCCAUGGACAUGCCUCCUCUGGCGCGGAGGAGGAGCUGCUCGGACCGCACAUUGAGUUGUCUGUCGGUUACCCCGCCGACUGGAUCGACGAACUCUGCCAAGAGCGUCUCUUGUCUGCCGACGAGUUCCGUCGCCGCAUCCUACGUCUCGCCUCCACACGCAAUGCGAUGCAGAAGAACGAGGUGCUGGAGGUCAUUCCACUGAUAAUUGAUGUUGACCUGGAGACGGUGGUGAAGGCGACACAGACCAUCGCACUGUAUGAGCUGUCGCAGACCUUUGACCGCCUCUACUCAUGGACGGGACCAGAUGGGAAGAGAGUGCCGUCGCCGUCUGCUCCUGCUGUUGGCAGCAUGUCGCAGCCUGGUGUGUUGGAGGAGCUGCCGGAGGAGUUGGUGUCAGCGAUCUACCACGGCAGGGCACUGACGUACCUCGACUACCAUAGAGCACUACGCACUCGUGACACUGUCGUGCGGGUGAUAGAGGAGCAGUUCCGCGAUGUCGAUCUCAUUGUAGCUCCGAUCUUAUCGGAGCCGUACGUGAACAGUAGCAUGCGCAGCAUUGGCAUCUUACUGCCGUUCUCUCUCGGUGGCAACCCGAUGGUGUCAGUGCAGCUUGAGCCUGACCUUCCAGUCGCGUUGAUAGGGGAACUUGGGCGCGAUACAGGUCUGUUUGAGGACAGCACGACAUUCCUCCAGUUUGUGCGGGGAACGUCACCGCGGUGGUGGCGCCGCAAGUUUAUGAGGUAG